Messenger RNA from Aedes albopictus (Asian tiger mosquito), 3355 nucleotides. RefSeq names its product spermine oxidase-like. The transcript has 5 exons. NCBI's taxonomy places the organism in Eukaryota, Metazoa, Arthropoda, Insecta, Diptera, Culicidae. The record is from RefSeq and is a predicted model, not a curated record. The coding region runs from base 371 to 3280 and encodes 969 amino acids. Gene Ontology annotation, molecular function: polyamine oxidase activity.
UCAUUUCAUUCACACUAUUUGUUUCUGAAUGAUUUUCUUUCAAUACACUGAACAGUGAUUGUGUAUGUGUGGUUGUCAGUAACACAUGUGCACCAGGGACCUACAAAUGAAUGUCAUAAUUUUCACCUCACUGCAGCAUUGCGAAUCUACUUAAAUACCAAGGCAGUCGCAAAAGUAAACUUCCCAUUCGCAAAGUUAAAAACUUUAUAUUAUCAAUUAAUGUCGUUUCAUGCAUGAUUUGCAACACCUGCAUGUGAACAAGAACCGUACUUUGCUCGAGUAUCAGUUUAACUGAUUCAGCACUACGCUCUAUGGGUACAAGUGUGAUUACGUAUAAUUUUAAAAUAGAGAAAUAAAUUUAAACCGAGUGAUGAAUCCCCGGAUAAUAGUGAUAGGAGCUGGCGCAGCAGGGAUAGCUGCUGCAACUCGAUUGAUUGAGAAAGGAUACCGAAAUUUGACUAUUCUGGAAGCGGAAGACCGCAUUGGUGGACGCAUUCAUACGAUUCCUUUCGCCUCGAAUGUGGUCGAUUUGGGUGCUCAAUGGUGUCACGGAGAGGUGAACAAUGUGUGCUAUGAGCUGGGCUCAAAGUUGAAUGUUUUUGGUUCGAACAAUUUUAAGUAUGAGGACUUUGACCUGGUUAUGUCAAAUGGAGAAAAGAUUCCUCAGGAGAAGAGUCAAAAGUUAAUGAGUGCAAUAUGGUCCAUUUUGGAGUACCAUCGUAACGAGUUGAGUCGUUACCGUGGUUCACUAGGUUCGUUCGUUUUGGAGAAGUUUCGGGCGAUCCUGGGCACGCCGGAUUACGCAGAUGUAGACCACGAGACUGCUUUUCAGUUUUUGGAAUUCUUCCACAAGUUUGAAAACUCUAUAGAGGCAUCGGAUAGUUGGUUCGAUACAUCAGGGCCGGGCUACUUACACUACUGGGAAUGUGAUGGAGAUCACCUGUUGAAUUGGAAAGACAGAGGAUACAAAACAGUGCUGGAUAUACUUAUGAAACGCUUUCCUUCGCCGAAUUCUGCAGACGCCAUCAACAUUGAAGAUUACACCCAUUUUAACAAAACCGUAGAGAACAUUUGCUGGAACUCCGGCCCGGACAACAUAGCUUCCGUGCGAUGUGCUGACAACAGCGUUUAUGAUGCCGAUCAUGUAAUUUGUACAAUGUCGUUGGGCGUCCUGAAAGAACGCUACCAAAGCCUUUUCUCGCCGGAACUGCCCGCAAUGAAGAAGAACGCCAUAAAAGGUCUGUCAAUCGGUACCGUAGAUAAACUGUAUCUGGAGUUUGACAAACCAUUCUGGUCUGACGGUUGGCAUGGGCUAAGUCUUCUUUGGAACCAAGACGAUCUGGAGGAAAUUCGCGCGUCGCCAAAUAGUUGGAUGGAAGAUAUCUUCGGAUUCUACGUGGUUGACUUCCAGCCCAAUAUCCUUUGCGGUUGGAUAUCUGGUGCAAAUGCUCGCCGCAUGGAACGUACACGCGACGAGGAAGUUCGCAAGGCAUGCAUGUUUCUGUUGAGAAAGUUCUUGAGAGGCGUUGAUGUCCCAGAACCGGUAGCGUUUAAACGUACCCAGUGGUAUUCGAACCCGAACUUUAGGGGUUCGUACAGCUUCCGCUCGAUGACGACGGACCUGCUGAACACGUCGGCGGAACAUUUGGCUCUUCCGUUGUCCAGUGCGAUCGGGAUUCCCGUGGUGCAAUUCGCUGGCGAAGCUACGCAUGAUCAUUACUAUUCAACGGUGCAUGGCGCCAUCGAAAGCGGAUGGCGUGAGGCAGACAGGCUAGUUGGAUUGUACCAAAGCCCUUUGCAGCGCCAAGUGGACGCAGAUGUGGAUGUCCUGAUACUGGGCGCGGGAAUAGCCGGACUUGGUGCUGCGAAAGCUCUGAUCGGUUCUGGCAAGAGCUUUCUACUAUUGGAAGCACAGCCGGAAGCAGGCGGAAGGAUAAAAACCAUAGCGAUGCAGAAUUUCGGAGAUCGAGACCGACAAUGUAAGGCCAUGGUUGAUGCUGGAGCGCAAUGGCUGCAUGGUAAGCAAAACGAGCUGUAUCAGAUUGCGGAGGAGCAUGAUUUGCUACACGAAGAGCUUUCCGAGGAAGGCUUGGGAGAAUACGUUAGAGAUGAUGGACUAAAACUGGACAGCUUUUUCGUGAAAAAGGUGGAUUUUCUGAUUGGACAAAUUCUGGAGGAUUGUGAGGAAUUUGCUCAACGAGAAAGUGAGAACUUUCCUGCUUCAGUGGAGUUGUUUCUUAGAGAAGAGUUCAGCAAAAGAUUGGAUCCGAGCUUGUCCGCCGAGAAAAAAGAAUUGGCAUAUCAGUUGUUGGAGUGGCACAUACGAUUCCAAGUGAUAGAUAACUCUUGUCUAACCAUGUCGGAUGUAUCCGCGAAAUUAUGGGGAAGUUAUUCCUUCAAUGGAGAAAGCUGUCAAGCGCAUAUCAAUAUGAAGUAUGGAUUCCAAGCUUUAGUAAACUGCCUGAUCGACAAAAUAGGGUCGGAUAAAAUAAUAUACAAAAAGGAAGUCACCGAAAUACGAUGGAAAGAUCAAGACUCCCGCGUCCUGGUGAGGUGUACCGAUGAAACCAGCUACAGUUGCCAGCAUCUCAUAGUAACCUUCUCCCUGGGAGUGCUGAAGGCAACAAUGAAUCGCCUUUUCCAGCCCGCUCUUCCCAAGUCCUACCGGAGAUCGAUCCGGAACAUAGGAUUCGGUACAAUCAACAAAAUAUUCCUCCAGUUUGAAAGCGCAUGGUGGGAAGACGCGGAAGGCUUCCAACUAAUCUGGAGAGACAAUCUUGAGAAAGGAGCCCACUGGACGAGAUUUCUUUCCGGUUUUGACAUAGUCAGUCCUGGACCGGCGAAUACUCUGCUGGGAUGGGUCGGCAGCUGGGGAGCUUUGGAAAUGGAAAAAUUGUCUGAUGCUCAAAUUGUAGCGGAUUGCGUUUUCCUGCUGGAGAAAUUUACAAGGAGAAAAGUACCGUACCCGAUUCGUCACUAUUGCACCCGUUGGAAUUCGAAUCCGUUCGUUCGGGGAUCGUACAGUUACACUUCCGUGAACUGCGAUUACGAACCCGCAUUUCUGAAAGCCCUACAGGAAACGCUUGUAUGUAGCCGAUAUAACCCAUUAACAGGGGAAACAGACGAGAAUCGAGAUUCAAAGGAUAUAUCCCAAGCUGCUGCAACAUCAUCAUCGUCCCCCACUGUGCAUUUCGCUGGUGAAGCGUGUCACGGGAAGUACUUUUCCACCGUGCACGGUGCAUUUCUGUCCGGAAUGGAACAGGCUGGAAAGCUUGUUUAGGUUGUUUUUUUAUGGAAUGUUUAACAUGAGAUUUUACUUGAAUUUAACUCAUCAAAUAAAAAAAAUCCAAACCCA